This is a messenger RNA of Dermatophagoides pteronyssinus (European house dust mite), 547 nucleotides long. Its product is annotated as synaptic plasticity regulator PANTS. The record is from RefSeq and is a predicted model, not a curated record. Lineage: Eukaryota; Metazoa; Arthropoda; Arachnida; Sarcoptiformes; Pyroglyphidae.
UUAUUUGGAUUAUAAUUUUUUUCAAUCCUAAUCAUAUGCACUGAAAAAAAAGAUCGAUUAUCAAAUAUUCGACAAUAAAAUAUGAAUGAUCUUAAACCGGAAGAUCGAUUUGAAUGUGAAUUAGAGGGCCAUGAACUAAGAAAUUAUGGUCCAAAUUCAUGGAUGGUUAGACCUUGUGAAUGGUAUCUACAAGAAUAUAAAGAUUGUAAAUCAAUAAGAGCACGAUUACAUCAAUAUUUUAUUUCGGGUACAAUCGAUAAUUGUGACAAUUGGCGUGAUGAUUAUCAUAAUUGUUAUCAAUUUAGAAACACUAAAAAUCCAGCCUAUUUGAAUCGUGUGAUUGAAAGUGAACUAUUGCGCAAACAGAAACGAAUGUCACAAUCCAAAGCAAAUGAUGUUUGGGAAUAUCGUACUGAACCGCCCAAUGAUUGGAACAAACCGAUUACAGACGAAUGAAGCAAUCUUCAAAUGAUAAACACAUAUUUUUUUUCUAUUAUCAAUUGUGAUUGUAUUAUUUGUUUUUGUCAUAAUUUAGCUAUAAAUUGUC